This is a messenger RNA of Cooperia oncophora, 795 nucleotides long. The record is from the annotation of a GenBank genome assembly. Lineage: Eukaryota; Metazoa; Nematoda; Chromadorea; Rhabditida; Trichostrongylidae.
AUGAGUGACGAUGAGGAGCCGGUGUCGGGCAACAAGCCUUUACGCUUGCCAAAGAAAGCUGCGAAAGUCAAGAAUAAGGCCCCAGCACAGCUUCAAAUCACCGCUGAACAACUUCUUCGCGAAGCCAAAGAGCGUGAAUUGGAGUUGAUUCCUUUGCCUCCUAAGACAAAAAUCACUGAUCCUGACGAGUUAGCUGAGUUUCAACGAAAGAAGAGGAAGGAGUUUGAGGAUGGAAUUCGUAAAAAUAGAAUGCAGAUCGCAAACUGGAUCAAAUACGGGAAAUGGGAAGAGUCCAUCGGUGAAAUUCAGCGUUCACGGUCGGUAUUCGAACGGGCUCUCGAUGUUGACCAUCGUUCGAUCACCAUUUGGUUACAGUACGCUGAAAUGGAAAUGAGAAGUAAGCAGAUCAAUCAUGCGCGGAAUAUCUUCGAUCGUGCUGUUACCAUACUUCCGCGAUGUAUGCAAUUUUGGCUGAAAUACUCCUACAUGGAAGAAGUGAUUGAGAACGUCCCGGGUGCAAGACAGAUUUAUGAACGAUGGAUGGAGUGGGAACCUGAUGAGCAAGCAUGGCAAACAUAUAUCAACUUCGAAUUAAGAUAUAAAGAAGUUGACCGAGCACGGGCCAUAUACCAGCGGUUCUUACAUGUCCAUGGAACAAAUGUCAAUAAUUGGAUCAAGUAUGCGCGAUUCGAGGAGAAACAUGGUUAUAUGUGGGCAACGCAAGCGAGUGGUCUACGAGCGCGGAAUGGAGUAUUUUGGAGAGGACAACAUCAACGAAAAGCUCCUCGUGGCUUU